Molecule: messenger RNA, 7844 nt
Organism: Anarrhichthys ocellatus (wolf-eel)
Lineage: Eukaryota; Metazoa; Chordata; Actinopteri; Perciformes; Anarhichadidae
Gene: chd3
Product: chromodomain helicase DNA binding protein 3
Exons: 40
Coding region: 301-6666 (2121 amino acids)
Biological process (GO): chromatin remodeling
Cellular component (GO): nucleus; NuRD complex; chromatin
Molecular function (GO): DNA binding; ATP hydrolysis activity; histone binding
Source: RefSeq, a predicted model, not a curated record
GGGGCGCGCACAGAGGAGAAGGAGAGAGGGGAGAGAGAUAGAGAAAAGAGGAGGGGGGUGCGUUCUGAAAUAAUAUAGUCAGCCAUUUUUUAUGUAAGGGGAUUUUUCUUAUUGGGGGGGUUGUUAAAAAAUAAAUAUAAGAGGGCGGCCAUCUUUGUUGCUCUGCCUAGUGUAAAAUAUUUCAAAACGCCCCCCACUUUUUUUUCCCUGUGCCGAUUUGAAUAUUAAAUAAAUAUCACACAUUCGGGGGCAAGAAUACGCUUUUUUGAAUACAAGGACGGAUCCAAUGACCGGGAUAUAAUGUCCUCUCCUCUCCGGUCCUGUGAGGAAGAAGAGGGCAUGGUGGUUAAUUCCGAGGGAGGAGAUUUUGAUGAAGAAGACGACGACGGAGACCUAGACGAGAACGCAAGCGACAUAAACUCGCCGGCGGCGCCUCGGGAAACUGCAACACCAGCCGCGCCAGAAGAAGAGCCAGAGAUAUCAGAAAGAGAUGUCCCGUGCAAGAAGAAAGGGCGACCGAAGAAAAAGGACACAAAGAAGAAAGACAAAGAGGGGAAACCGGCCAAAGCAAAAAAACGCAAGAAGAUUGGCAGCGAUGUAGAGAGAGAAUCGGACAGAGAAAGAGACUACGGCGAGAACUCGGACAGCGUAGCCAGCGACUAUGGAUCUGGAGAGAAAAAGAAGAAGAAGAAACAUAAAGAAAGGAAGGAGAAAAAAACCAAGAAGAAGAAAAAAGUCGAUGGAGACAGCAGCCAGGAGGAAACAAUCAAGCAGCCAAUAGAGCAGAAGACGUCGGCGCAGCUGGCGAAGGAGUGGGGUCUGGAGGAUGUUGAUCAUACCUUCACAGAGGAAGACUACGGGGAACUCACCAACUACAAAGCCUUCAGCCAGUUCAUGAGGCCGAUGAUCGCCAAGAAGAACCCUAAGAUCCCCAUGUCAAAGAUGAUGACCAUCCUGGGGGCCAAGUGGAGGGAGUUCAGCUCCAACAACCCCUUCAAGGGCAACGCCGCUGCUGUCGCGGCGACCGCUGCAGCUGCCGCGAUCGCCGUCGCCGAGCAGGUCUCUGCAGCGAACGCCUCGCCCGAGCCUCCGCCGCCUCCUCCGCCGCCUCCACCAAUCAGAAAGGCCAAGACGAAAGAGGGCAAAGGUCCUGGCUUCAAAAAGCGCAGUAAAAGUCCUCGAGUCCCCGACAAGAAGAAGGCUGCAGCGAAGGCUAAAAAGAUGGCACCCAUUCGUAUCAAACUAUCGCCUGUAGGUGCCAAGAGGAAGAAGAGUUGCUCAAGCGAGGACAUGGACGAGGACGAGUCGGAGCAGGAGGACUCCAGCGUUCACAGCUCCUCCGUCCGCUCCGACAGCUCCGGACGCGUCAAGAAGAACAAGCGAGGGCGGCCCGUCAAAAAGAAGAAGAAAAAUACAAUCCCAGGUGAAGAGGAGGGGGACGGCUACGAGACGGAUCAUCAGGACUACUGCGAGGUGUGUCAGCAGGGCGGGGAGAUCAUCCUGUGCGACACUUGUCCUCGGGCUUACCACCUCGUCUGCCUUGAGCCUGAGCUGGACAAGGCCCCCGAGGGCAAGUGGAGCUGCCCGCACUGCGAAAAGGAGGGAAUCCAGUGGGAAGCGAAGGACGAGGAGUUUGAGGAUUUCGAGGAGGACAGCGAGGACAGGGUGAUAUCAGAGGUCAGCGCCGGGGUCCCCGUCGGGGCAGAGGACGAGGAUGACGACCACAUGGAGUUCUGUCGGGUGUGCAAAGACGGCGGUGAACUGCUGUGCUGCGACACCUGCACCUCUUCCUACCACAUCCACUGUCUCAACCCGCCGCUGCCAGAGAUCCCCAACGGAGAGUGGCUGUGUCCGCGAUGCACGUGUCUGCCAAUCAAAGGGCGAGUCCAGAAGAUCCUCCACUGGCGAUGGGGCGAUCCUCCGCCUCCUAUCCCGGUUCCCCCCGCUCCCGACGCCGCACCCGACGCCCCCCCGCCGCCACCCAUGAAGGGCCGAGCCGAGAGGGAGUUCUUUGUCAAGUUGACGGGUCAGUCCUACUGGCACUGUACCUGGAUCACUGAGCUGCAGCUUGAGAUCUUCCACUCUGUGAUGUACAGAAACUACCAGAGGAAGACGGACAUGGACGAGCCUCCCAGCCUGGAUUACGGGUCGGGUGGAGAGGACGAGAACGGAGUGGGAAAGAGCGAGAAGAGGAGGGCCAAGGACCCCCAGUACGCCAUACUGGAAGACAAGUACUACAAAUACGGCAUCAAGCCGGAGUGGAUGAUGAUCCACCGCAUCAUCAACUACAGCGUGGACAAGAAGGGGACGUACCAUUACCUGGUCAAAUGGAGAGACCUGACCUAUGACCAGUGUACCUGGGAGAGAGAUGACCUGGACAUCCCUGACUUUGCAAUUUACAAGGGCAACUACUGGAGACACAGAGAUGCGAUAAUGAAGGAGGACCCAGACAAACCCAGGAGGAUGAGGAGCAAGAACCAGGAGGGUGAAGAGGAGUCUCCUGUCUCUCCGGUCACUGAUCCGACGAUAAAAUACGAGGAUCAGCCCGACUUUGUCACGACGACGGGUGGGACGUUGCACCUGUACCAGCUGGAGGGUCUCAACUGGCUCCGGUUUUCCUGGUCUCAGGGCACAGACACCAUCCUGGCAGACGAGAUGGGCCUCGGCAAGACCAUCCAGACCAUCGCCUUCCUCUACUCGCUCUUCAAAGAGGGCCACACUAAAGGCCCGUUCCUGGUCAGCGCUCCGCUCUCCACCAUCAUCAACUGGGAGAGGGAGUUCGAGAUGUGGGCGCCCGACUUCUACGUGGUGACGUACUCGGGGGACAAGGACAGCCGAGCCACCAUCAGAGAGAACGAGUUCUCCUUCGACGAAACGGCCAUCAAAGGAGGGAAGAAGCCCUUCAAACUGAGGAGAGAGGCUUCCAUCAAGUUCCACGUGCUGCUGACCUCCUACGAGUUGGUGACCAUCGACCAGACGGCGCUCAAGUCCAUCGACUGGGCCUGUCUGGUGGUGGACGAGGCUCACCGCCUCAAGAACAACCAGUCCAAGUUUUUCAGGCGUCUGAACGACUAUAAGAUCGACCACAAGCUGCUGCUGACUGGAACUCCUCUACAGAACAACCUGGAGGAGCUGUUCCACCUGCUCAACUUCCUCACGCCCAACCGCUUCAAUAACCUUGAAGGCUUCCUGGAGGAGUUCGCCGACAUCUCCAAGGAGGACCAGAUCAAGAAGCUCCACGACCUGCUGGGGCCUCACAUGCUGCGGAGGCUGAAGGCCGACGUCUUCAAGAACAUGCCCUCCAAGACCGAGCUGAUUGUCCGAGUGGAGCUGAGCCCCAUGCAGAAGAAAUACUACAAGCUGAUUCUGACCAAGAACUUUGAGGCGCUGAACUCGAAAGGUGGAGGAAACCAGGUGUCCCUGCUCAACAUCAUGAUGGACCUGAAGAAGUGCUGCAACCACCCCUACCUCUUCCCCGUCGCCUCCAUUGAAGCCCAAAAAACCCCAAACGGUGCUUACGAGGGGUCGGCCCUCAUUAAGGCCUCUGGGAAACUGACACUGAUGCAGAAGAUGCUGAGGAAACUGAAAGAGCAGGGGCACCGAGUACUGGUCUUCUCACAGAUGACUAAAAUGAUGGAUUUACUAGAAGAUUUCCUGGACCAUGAAGGUUACAAGUAUGAAAGAAUCGAUGGAAGCGUCACAGGGGCGCUGAGGCAAGAGGCCAUUGAUCGCUUCAAUGCUCCUGGUGCUUGCCAGUUUUGUUUCCUGCUCUCCACCAGAGCGGGAGGUUUGGGCAUCAACUUGGCCACAGCAGACACCGUCGUCAUCUUCGACUCGGACUGGAACCCUCACAAUGACAUACAGGCGUUCAGUCGAGCCCACCGAAUCGGGCAGGCCAACAAGGUGAUGAUCUACCGCUUUGUGACGCGAGCCAGUGUGGAGGAGCGCAUCACCCAGGUGGCCAAGAGGAAGAUGAUGCUGACCCACCUGGUGGUCCGGCCAGGCCUGGGAUCCAAAGCCGGCUCCAUGAGCAAACAGGAACUGGACGACAUCCUCAAGUUUGGGACAGAAGAGCUCUUCAAAGAUGAACUAGAACGCAUGAAGAACAGUUCGGGGGAUAAAGUUGAGGACGAGGGCAGCGUGAUCCACUACGACAACGUCGCCAUCGAUAGGCUGCUGGACCGGAGCCAAGACGCCACAGACGACCCGGACGUGCAGAACAUGAACGAGUACCUCAGCUCCUUUAAAGUGGCCCAGUACAUGGUCCGAGAGGAGGAUAAGGUCGAGGAGAUCGAGCGGGAGAUCAUCAAGCAGGAGGAGAACGUGGAUCCGGAUUAUUGGGAGAAGCUGUUGCGGCACCACUACGAGCAGCAACAAGAGGACCUGACAAGCAAACUGGGCAAAGGCAAGAGGAACCGCAAGCCGGUCAACUACAACGACGCCGCGCAGGAAGACCAAGAGUGGCAUGCUGACAUUUCAGAUAACCAGUCCGAGUAUUCGGUGGGCUCCGAGGAGGAGGACGAGGACUUCGACGAUCGGCCAGAAGGUCGAAGGCAUUCUCGUCGCCAGUUGAGGAACGAGAAGGACAAACCUCUGCCUCCCCUUCUGGCCAGAGUGGGAGGCAACCUUGAGGUGCUGGGCUUCAACACCCGCCAGCGAAAGGCUUUCCUGAACGCAGUGAUGCGCUGGGGGAUGCCGACCCAGGACGCAUUCUCCUCUCAGUGGCUGGUCAGAGACCUCAGGGGCAAGACCGAGAAAGAGUUCAAAGCCUACGUGUCUCUCUUUAUGCGUCACUUAUGCGAGCCGGUGGCUGACGGAGCGGAGACGUUCGCGGACGGCGUGCCGAGGGAGGGCCUGUGUCGCCAGCCCGUCCUCACGCGCAUCGGCGUCAUGUCCCUCGUCAAGAAGAAGAUCCAGGAGUUUGAGCACAUCAACGGGCGGUGGAGUCUUCCAGAGCUCAAGCCUGAGCUCAUCAUAGACAAGUGCUCCUCCAGGGCCUCCUCUCCUGCCGUGAAGACCACCACGCCCACCUCUGAGGCCAGCUAUAACAACACACCUUGCACCUCCAAGCCAGCGACCCCUGCUCCAUCAGACAAGCUGGAAAAGAACGGAAAGGAGGGAGAGAAGGAGGAGGACAAAGAGGAAAGCGAGGCCCAGGCUGACAAAGAGAGAGCGAAGGAGGAGAAGGAUGCGGGGAAAGAGGUGGACAGCAACAGGACUGCAGACCCUGAAGAGCUUUCCUCUUCGACAAAAGACACAGCAGAAAAUGUGUCCCCGAGUCAAAGAAACCAAGGCACAGAGGACAGCGACCUGAAAGAGGAGGAGAAGAAAGAAACAAGUGACUCACCGGCCGCCACGACCGAGGAGAAAAGAGUACAGGAGGAGAGUAAAGAGGAGACGAAACAGGAGGUCAAAGAAGAGAAAUCAGGAGAAAAGGCGGGGGAGGGAGAGGAGAAAGACAAAGAAAAGCGGGAAGAGACACCUCCAGCAACUGAAGCGACAGAUGCCAAUUAUAAGACCGAGGUGUCUGACGUGAAGAAAGAGGGGGUCAAAGGUGAAAAGGAUGCUGGGAAAGAAGUCAGAGCGGCCAAAGAGGAUGCGCCCAAGGGUUACGUGAGGCCUCCCAUUGAGCGACCUCGCUUUAUGUUCAACAUCGCAGACGGCGGCUUCACCGAGCUGCACACUCUCUGGCAGAACGAGGAGCGGGCUGCCAUCUCUUCGGGGAAGAUGAACGAGAUCUGGCACCGCCGACACGACUUCUGGCUCCUGGCGGGAAUCGUGAUUCACGGCUACGCCCGGUGGCAGGACAUCCAGAACGACCCCCAGUUCGCCAUCGUCAACGAGCCUUUCAAAUCGCAGGCGAAUAAAGGCAACUUCCUGGAGAUGAAGAACAAGUUCCUGGCUCGACGCUUCAAGCUGCUGGAGCAGGCGCUGGUGAUCGAGGAGCAGUUGCGACGGGCUGCCUACCUGAACAUGACGCAGGACCCCAGCCACCCGGCCAUGGCGCUCAACGCGCGCUUCACGGAGGUGGAGUGCCUCGCGGAGUCCCACCAGCACCUCAGCAAGGAGUCGCUGGCGGGCAACAAGCCAGCCAACGCUGUGCUGCACAAAGUGUUGAACCAGCUGGAGGAGCUGCUGAGUGACAUGAAGGCCGACGUGACCCGGCUACCGGCCACGCUGGCCCGAGUCCCGCCCAUCGCCGCCCGCCUGCAAAUGUCCGAGAGGAGCAUCCUCAGCCGCCUGGCCAGCAAGGGCACGGAGACGCACACCCCCCCGCCCAUACCUCCAGGACCCUACGCCAUCCCUCACAACUACGGACCCCCCUUCACCCCCGCACCCCCGAGUGCCCUACUCAUGGGAGGCGCCAACUACAGCCACAUGACGCCCGGAUCCUUCAUAUCAGAAGCCGCCGCCGCUGCUGGGGCCACCGGGGGAGCUGCUUGGGGAGCCGCCGGAGGGCCAAACGCUGCUUGCCAGAAGACCAAGGAGCACGAUGUGGUGCAGCGGCAGCGGGUGGUGGACCUCUGGAAGGACGGCAAGUCCGAGGGGGCCAUCGGGCAGGAGCUGAGGAUGCCCAAGUCCACGGUGCACAGCAUCAUAGUCAAGUACCGCCUCAGCAACACGGUGGAGAACCUGCCGCGCAACGGCCGACCAAAGAAACCAUGAGGGGAGGAUGAGGGGACGUUUGGAUGAAACAUCCAGGAAUGUAACAAAAAAUGGAGACAGUGAAAGCUGAAAAGGAGAGACGAAUGCCUGUGGAUGAAGUCCAAAAAAAGGGCCCAAGGACAGAGCACUUUGACACUGCUGGAAUGUGAGGAACAGAAAGGGAGAAGUAAAGCUCACUGGAUGGAUCGAAUAAAGAUGGGAGGCAAAAAGGAGAGGACAUGAAAAGUGAAAAGUCGUGGCGGCACUUGAAAGAAAACAAGCAAUCAACUGCAGAGAGAGAGAGGGGGGAGAGAGCUGGCUCUGAGAUUAAGCACUAAUGAUGCGUGGGGGUGGGGGGGGAGGGACAGAAACAAAGAGAGAUGACCUGUCUGGAACAAACAAAUCCUUGCGUAAAGAGAAAUGGCGCUACUGAAAAAAAAAAAAGGCCCAAAAAGCUGACUUUGAGAGGAAAGAUGUCUGGACUGAAGGGUGGAGAGAGAGAAAAAGAAGACGGUAUGUUAAUGCAAUCACAGGUUUUUCAGGAAUUCAGAUAUGAAGGCCGAAAUGAAGAAGAAUGCAGAACAAAGAAGGACUUUUUUUUUAAUCUUUCUAAAACUCCUCAGACUGAUUUCUCGAGACUUUCUCUUUCUGUUUCUCCCUCUGCGGCGAAAAAAGAAGAUUUCCCCCCGGAUCAAUUCUUCAUCCGCUGGCUGAGUGAACAAGCCCAUCCCCUCGCUCUGACCCUGUACUCCCUCAUUCCUCCACAGGCCUCAAUCCCUCCGUCUCUCUUUCUCAGUCUCACGCAUACGCACACAUAAAUAUAUAUAUAAAUAUAUAAAUAUAUAUAUAUAUAUAUACAGCUAUAUACACUGUGGACCUCACACACAACCUGAAAACCUGCAAAGAACUUCAUUCAUCUGCCUAGUGCAGGCACAUGAAAUCCUAACUCUGAAGAGAAAAGGGAUGAACUGAGAUUAUUUUAGAUUAGAUACAUUAUCUAUCAGGAAAAAAAAAGGAAAUAAGGGAAAAAGAGAGUUUUCUAAGUCCUGAGUCCAACUAAGCAUAGGAACAAGAACCGUCGAUAUAAAAAACGUAGACGUUGCCUUUGUCCAACGGUCAGUAGCAACGUUGCUCUGGCCCAAUUGAGAAAUGUACUGUAUUAAAAAGCAUAUUUACUAUUGCACCUUUUUUUGUGGGGG